GGAAGAAAAACCAAAGAAGAAAUUGGAAGCUAGGCAACAACAAGAGCAUGAAAUGAAUGGCACUUCUGAAACAGUUGACAAAAGUCCUGAAAAAACUUCUUCCUCUGUCUCCAUUCCAGGUUCAUCAACAGAUACUCUGAACAAAAAGCCAUGGGAUUCUGUACUGGAUGUAACACAGUGCAUAAAAAAUCUUCAACUCCCCACCCCUCCUCAGUUCCAGUUCUGGAAAACCCAACCAGUGCCUUCUAUUAAUGAGCGUAUACAAGAAGGAGUUAAUGAACCUAUUGAGAGUGACAAAGACCAGAGUGAGAUCAGAGCUGAACCCUACAACUUACCAUCUGGCUUCCAUUGGCAGACCUUAGAUCUACAGGAUAAAGAUAUGCUGCAAGACUUGUACGUCCUGCUCAACGAGAACUAUGUCGAGGAUGAUGAUAACAUGUUCAGAUUUGACUACAGUCCAGAAUUCUUGCGGUGGGCGCUGAUGCCACCAGGCUGGCGUCAGGCGUGGCAUGUGGGCGUCAGGGUCACCAAGACUGGCAAGCUCAUGGGCUUCAUCAGCGCCGUGCCUGCCACCAUCAGGGUCUAUCAAAAGGUACAGAAGAUGGUCGAAAUCAACUUCCUGUGCGUGCAUAAGAAGCUGCGGUCCAAGCGCCUGGCGCCUGUGCUAAUCAAGGAGAUUACCAGGAGAGUCAACCUCGUGGGAAUUUUCCAGGCGGUGUACACGGCUGGAGUUUUGCUGCCUCAGCCGGUGUCCUCGUGCCGCUACUGGCACCGCAACCUCAACCCUAAGAAGCUGAUCGAGGUGAAGUUCUCGCACCUCCGCCAUAACAUGACGAUGCAGCGCACCCUGAAGCUCUACAAGCUCCCUGACCAGCCCCUCACGCCGGGGUAUAGGAGAGUUACUAAGAAGGACUUGCCGCGCUGUAAGACAUUACUUGAGGAUUACCUCAAACAGUUCCAGCUGUCGCCGCUCUUCAACGAAGAGGAAUUUAAUCACUGGUUUUUGCCCAAGGAUGACAUCGUGGACAGCUAUCUUGUCGAGAGAGGAGGCACCAUCACCGAUUUUGUGAGCUUCUACACGCUGCCGUCGACGGUGAUGCACCACCCCGUCCACCAGUCCGUCAGGGCCGCCUAUUCAUUCUACAACGUCUCCACGGAAACGCCGUGGACAGCCCUUAUGCAGGAUGCUCUCAUCUCUGCCAAAAAUACAAAGUUUGAUGUGUUCAACGCACUUGACCUGAUGGAGAACAAAGUUUUCCUGGAGAAGCUGAAGUUUGGUCAGGGCGACGGCAACCUGCAGUAUUACAUGUACAACUGGCGCUGCUCUCCCAUGCCCUCUGAAAAGGUCGGCCUCGUGCUGCAGUAGACGCUCGGCCCUCCAUAGAGACGUGCACCUCACCGACGCUGGGCGAGCCAUCCCCACCCACCAAGCAAACGUCCUAAACUGCAAUUCUUCUUGAUCUAAUUAGAGUAAUCGAAUGUAUGUCGUCCGCAUUCAACGUGUGCACCACAUGGGCAACGUUCCCUCAACUCGGCAUCACGCAAUUAAUUUUAUUCUGAAGCCCAGAUUGCAGGGUAAGUCUACCCUUGUCAGCGGCUGCUACCUCCUGGGUGUGGAUGUGACUCCGGUCUCGGGAGCUCACGAAGCUCGCCAAACUAUCAAGUCUUCAGCAAGGAUAUUUUCCCAACCACCGCUGCUAAGCCCAGCCUUCGGGAAAAUGACGUUAAAAUAACAUCUUAACAAAAUUAUUUCGUGAAAACAACGUUAAACCAACAUUAAUUUAACGUCAGACGAUUGUUGGCCAGACUCCUUGCUCGAGUACUUCAGUUUUAAUGCAAAGGAAAUAGACUCGUAUCUUGGGUGUCUUCUAUUAAUUCAAAGUCCUGGAAGAUUUGGACCUCUCAUGUAAAUGAACUUUGUUGUUUACAUUGGGGAGACCAAAACGUCUGUGGGAUUUAAAUAAAUUAUUCUUAGUCCCACUCUCACAUUUAAAUCUUGCCCUUUAAUUCAGAAUUUUAAUACAUGUUGCCUGUAAGGGUUGCUCUUGCUGCUGUAUCGCGUUCAUUCAGUGAGGUCCGAUCCCUUUAUUCCUACUGAUGUUGACACGACCUACUGAAUCUUUUACCGCUGCUGUUAUCUUAGUAUAAUUAUUAAUGUAUUUUCACCUCGCUUCCUGAACGAAAUGCUCGUGGUCUUCUGGUGCAAAGUUUCCUGUAGCUUGCCGAAUGAAUAUUAAGACGCUAUGGUCAGUGCAGAGGAUUUUUUGAAUGACGCUCCAUCAAUAAUCUAAUUAUACUCCGGAAUGAAAUUUAUACUCAUCAUGUAUCCUACAAAUAAAAUUGUGUGAAAUCUCGGUAAUUAUAACUUGAAUAAUUACUUCUCUUCUUAACACCGCAUACUUGAGUUGGGACUGCUGUCACUCAUUGGCCCUGGCUUCUGGUCCAGCGAGACUUCACUCGUACUAUCGACUUCUUGCUAACUAGUUAUAAUUAUAUCGUAGUACGAAUAAUAGUUUGAUAUCUGAAGUAUUUAUCAGUAUCAGAAGCCUGACAUACUUGGCGCAUGCUGGCAUUCGUCCGAGAAUGGAAUCGCGUUCAGGUCGUGCUCGAGAGGCGAGCGUAAAUCUGUGGCACAGUUUUUAUAAUGGAUAUGGCUUGAAAUUAAUACGAUCAUAAAUCUGAGUAGCAUUUGAUUCUGUGUAAGGUUUAACAGAUGUUUAAUAUCUACCGCCAUUCCUACCAUAGACGAAGAUCGCGAAACGGAUUGAUCAGAGGGCCACUCCUCUUCUAACAUGACUUUUUUUUUAUUUUACAUGCAACAUACGCCCGAGUUAAUAAGCAAUUCACAUUCGAGUUCAAUAGGAUUCCAUAAGAUAAAUUAGCAAAGUACAAUUUCGCUUGGCAACUUGUGACGCAGUGGACGCAACGCGUCGGCAACCACAUCACUAGUUGGCGGCGCUGCUCUUUUGUUCUCGCUUUUAAUUCUUCAAUGAACAUGGGUGGAUGGAGUCAUACAUUUAAGGCAUCCUUCCGUGUCAAAUUUUCACUGCUUGAUCCAUUUCUAACAUUAUUAUUAUUGCCGAAUUGUAAAGCAAAUACGUGUCUGAUUUUUUUUAUGCUAUUACAUUAUCAUCUCGAUUUAAUUAGUCGAUUAUGGAGGUACAUGUCGGUGGCUUAAUCUUUUGUCUAAAGAUACAUCUUAAUUUGUUCACUAAAUAGCAUUGACCGCCGCCAAUGCUGUUCAUGUCUUAAGGUUGGGCUAACAAAGUUGCCCUCAGUUCUCUACAUGUUGAUCUGUUCGCUGCAGUUACUCGCGCUUCUAACAACGUGCUCAGUUCAGAGUCUUCGAGUCUCUUCGAUAUUGACAUCAAUUGCAUAGAAAUCAAUACGAGUUCUUGGUUACCGCCAUAUUUGUCGGUCUUGACUACCAUGAAAUUGUCUUAAUUCUUUGUUGUGAUCCACUAAAAUCCUGAAUUAAUCCUUGAACCGCUCAUAACUAGUCGAGUGUGGAGUGUGAUAGCCAGGCAGUGUGUCCAUUUCGCUACCUUUAUUGUCGAGGCUCGGCCAAAUGAUUGGUCGGUGCUAUCAUAUUUUAAUAAUUUACUUCAAGCAGAAUUUUGUUUGUUUUAGGCUCAACUCGAAUGCAUGCGUACAUGAAUAAACUCUUUGACUGGGA
Messenger RNA from Hyalella azteca, 3676 nucleotides. RefSeq names its product glycylpeptide N-tetradecanoyltransferase (gene Nmt). The record is from RefSeq and is a predicted model, not a curated record. Gene Ontology annotation, cellular component: cytoplasm. Lineage: Eukaryota; Metazoa; Arthropoda; Malacostraca; Amphipoda; Hyalellidae. Gene Ontology annotation, biological process: N-terminal peptidyl-glycine N-myristoylation. Gene Ontology annotation, molecular function: glycylpeptide N-tetradecanoyltransferase activity.